Molecule: messenger RNA, 2482 nt
Organism: Vigna radiata var. radiata (mung bean)
Lineage: Eukaryota; Viridiplantae; Streptophyta; Magnoliopsida; Fabales; Fabaceae
Product: tricalbin-3
Exons: 9
Coding region: 191-2251 (686 amino acids)
Molecular function (GO): lipid binding
Source: RefSeq, a predicted model, not a curated record
UCCACGAUCAUAAACACAAACAUACUGUUUCUUUUUCGUUUCUCUUUCUCUUAAUUUGAUUUUUUCCAUUGCAUUACGCAAUUACUUGCAGAAGAUGGGACUCCAUGAUCCCAAGCUUUCGAGGUUACAUUGAUUCAACAGCUUCAAAUUUCUAUUCACUGAUGUUUUUGAUCGACCAUGCUCCUUAUCGAUGAUUCUACAACACGCUUCUUCCAUUUCACACUUCUCUUCACUCUCUCCUUCUCUCUGUCCUUGUAACGCAGCAUUUCCGUUCUCCAGAAGAACCAGAAAGCGGUUAUUCGGAAAUUUCGGUUCCCGCAAAUUCCGCAGAAAACGCACCGUUCGCCUCUGCGCCCUUCCUUCCGACGCUUCCAACCCGAACUGGAAUUCAGAAUUCGCAAGUUCCGCGCGGAGAACCGCCGCAACGUUCGUUCUCAAACGAAUUUCCAGUGAACUCGACGAAGACAACAACAUCAGCAACGAUGUUGAUGAAACCGAGCUGCACGAUUUAGCUUCGCCGUCCUCGUCGUCGCCGUCGGCGGCGGUUCAAUUAGGUUCAAACUUCACCGGUUUCCAAGAGGAUCCUAUUGUGGAUAAGCUGAGGACGCAGCUAGGGGUUAUUCACCCGAUUCCGUCGCCUCCGAUUAACCGCAACGUGGUUGGCCUGUUUGUGUUCUUCUUCUUCGUUGGCGUAGUGUUCGAUAAACUGUGGACUUCGCGGCGGCGGAGCAAGAGCAGCGGUGAGGAUGGGCUGCGCGGCGUGUGGCCGCAGGUGCCGACGAGCUUUUCGCUGUUCCUGGAGAAGGAUUUGCAGAGGAAGGAGUCCGUGGAGUGGGUGAACAUGGUGCUAGGGAAGCUGUGGAAGGUGUAUAGAGGUGGAAUCGAGAACUGGAUUAUAGGGUUGCUUCAGCCUGUGAUUGACAACUUGAAGAAGCCUGAUUACGUUGAGAGGGUUGAGAUUAAGCAGUUCUCGUUAGGAGAUGAACCCUUGUCUGUUAGGAAUGUUGAGCGCAGGACUUCCCGCAGGGUCAACGACUUGCAGUACCAGAUAGGGCUUAGGUACACAGGUGGUGCUCGCAUGCUGUUGAUGCUUUCUCUGAAAUUUGGCAUCAUUCCAAUUGUCGUACCUGUUGGUGUUCGAGAUUUUGACAUCGAUGGCGAACUUUGGGUAAAAUUAAGACUAAUACCAACGGAACCAUGGGUGGGAGCUGUUUCAUGGGCUUUCGUUUCACUUCCCAAGAUCAAGUUUGAACUAUCUCCAUUCCGUCUGUUCAAUUUAAUGGCAAUUCCAGUUCUCUCGAUGUUUUUGACUAAACUUCUCACUGAAGAUUUACCCAAACUAUUUGUACGUCCAAAGAAAAUAGUUUUAGAUUUCCAAAAAGGAAAAGCUGUGGGUCCAGUUGCCGCUGAUGUUAAAUCUGGAGAAAUGCAAGGAAAUAAAGAUUCUGUGGGUGAACUAUCUGUUACUCUGGUGGAUGCUCGAAAACUUUCUUAUAUUUUCUAUGGCAAGACAGAUCCUUAUGUUGUUCUUAGCCUUGGUGAUCAAGUUAUACGGAGCAAAAAGAAUAGUCAAACUACCGUAAUUGGACCCCCAGGAAUGCCAAUUUGGAAUCAGGAUUUUCAUAUGCUCGUUUCCAACCCUAGAAAACAGAAGUUAUUCAUUCAAGUAAAGGACGCUCUAGGGUUUGCAGAUUUGACUAUUGGUACAGGAGAGGUUGAUUUGGGGUCUCUUAAAGACACUGUACCAACAGACAAAAUUGUGGUUUUACAAGGAGGUUGGGGAUUUUUAGGAAAGCGCUCUUGUGGCGAGAUAUUACUUCGGCUAACAUAUAAAGCAUAUGUGGAGGAUGAGGAAGAUGAUAAAACUGAGAUGAGCUCCAUUUAUACUGAUGUUUCUGAUGACGAGUUGUCUGAUUCGGAAGCAAAUGUCACUGACGAGAGGGAGGAAAGAAAUUCUUUGUACGAAACAGAUAAAGAGUCAUUUAUGGAUGUUUUGGCAGCAUUAAUUGUGAGCGAAGAAUUUCAGGGGAUAGUAGCAUCUGAAACAGGGUUUGGCAAAGUUUUGGAUAAUGGCUCAAAUGCUGCGUCUAAAGUGUCAAAGUCUCCCGUUCCCAAUGCUGAACCAACUCCUUCUAGUUCUGAUAAUUCUGAAGGCUCUGGAGGGUCAGCCUUACUUUGGCUUGCUGUGAUUACUAGCGUAUCACUACUAAUUUCUCUCAAUGUUGGGGGAUCCAAUCUCUUCAAUCCUUAAGGUUGGGCAGUAGAUAUAAUUAGAUUGUUCUUCUUUUAUCCUUUGCUAUAGUGAUUGUAUAUUCAUUAGUGCUUCUGACGGAGGAAAGCAUCUACCAGCGGCGCAUAUUUUUGGCUUCGUUUUGUGAGAGCCACAGAUUUUAUUUCUGCUUAAAUCUGUAUUAUUAAUUGUCUAUAUACAAACAUUUUGUUUUAUACCCGGCAAUAAUAAAAUAGAAUAACAGUUUUCUCA